This is a messenger RNA of Solanum pennellii, 516 nucleotides long. RefSeq lists its product as uncharacterized. Gene Ontology annotation, molecular function: nucleic acid binding. NCBI's taxonomy places the organism in Eukaryota, Viridiplantae, Streptophyta, Magnoliopsida, Solanales, Solanaceae. The record is from RefSeq and is a predicted model, not a curated record. Bases 1 to 516 code for a protein of 171 amino acids. The transcript is spliced from 2 exons.
AUGAAUGUAGCUGUAGAAGCUGCCAAUAAGAAUAUUAAGAAGAUUCUGAGAAAAAUGAUUGACAAUCACCAAGGUUGGCAUGAGAUGUUGCCAUAUGCUUUAUUGGGUUAUCGGACGACUGUCAGAACAUCGACUGGAGCUACUCCAUACUUGCUAGUGUAUGGGACAGAAGCAGUCACACCUGCUGAAGGCGAAAUACCGUCUUUGAGAAUCAUCCAAGAAGCUGAGUUAAGUAAUGCUGAAUGGGUCAGCAAGCGGAAUUAUCAACUAACUUUGAUUGAUGAGAAGAGAAUGAUUGCCAUCUGUCACGGUCAGUUGUAUAGACAGAGAAUGAUACGUGCCUUUCACAAGAGAGUAAGAGCCAGAAUUUUCGAAGUUGGUCAGUUGAUUCUUAAGCGUAUUUUUCCUCAUCAAGACGAAUACGAAGGAAAAUUUGCGCCAAAUAGGCAAGGACCCUACAUGGUUCGCAAGGUUUAUAGCUUUGCUGUGAAAUCAGCAAAUUCUUCAGAUGGAUGA